AUGGCGGGCCUUGCCAUGGCAGUCUCUCACGAGCCCAGGAUGGUGUCGAGCCUCAUCGACGUGCCUAAUGAUCGCUGCCCGAAGGGCCGGUGUAUGGACGACAGUCGCAAUAGAUACGACGGACUGAGAAUAAAUGACCCUUCAAUAUCAGUCUUCAGAUGGUUGCUACAGAGAUUCUUGAAGAGAUUCUGUAUGGAUCGGGCCCAUGCACACCGGUUCAAGUCGCCGACGUUACCACAGAUGCCUAACUUGGCCAGGUGUGGCGGCCAAGCGGCUGGUGCCUACGAGGUUGCUACCCGUCAGCUGGGGCGAGUUGGAGCCAUUUAG
Beauveria bassiana ARSEF 2860 is the source of this 327-nucleotide messenger RNA. RefSeq lists its product as uncharacterized. The coding region runs from base 1 to 327 and encodes 108 amino acids. The transcript is spliced from 3 exons. Lineage: Eukaryota; Fungi; Ascomycota; Sordariomycetes; Hypocreales; Cordycipitaceae. The record is from RefSeq and is a predicted model, not a curated record.